Molecule: messenger RNA, 1711 nt
Organism: Oncorhynchus tshawytscha (Chinook salmon)
Lineage: Eukaryota; Metazoa; Chordata; Actinopteri; Salmoniformes; Salmonidae
Product: T-cell immunoglobulin and mucin domain-containing protein 4-like
Exons: 7
Coding region: 211-990 (259 amino acids)
Source: RefSeq, a predicted model, not a curated record
AAAAAAAUAACCACAAUGACCAUCUCUGCCUCUCUGAGUGCAACGGAAACAUCUGAAAGCAGAUGUCAAGAUGAAGUCAUGUGCUCAGGAGGGUCGACUUUGUCAAAGAGAGAGAGAUGACUGUGUAUAUAUGACUAUGACUGUUCAGAUGACUGUGUAUAUAUGCAGUUGGUGUUUGAAUGGCAAAGGGUGAAGUGAUAUGACCCUAUCAUGGAGACUCCCUGUGCUUUAGGCUGGUUUCUCCUCUGUCUACUUUCAGUCAGUGAAUGCAUUGACCCUAAAGUCAUUGGUAUUGAGGGCCAGAAUGUCACUCUGCCAUGUAAAUAUAACACCAUAAAGCAAGGUGUAUUAGCCAUAUGCUGGGGGAGAGGAGCCAUACCGAACUCUGGUUGUAACAAGGAAAUCAUCUCAUCUGAUGGCACUAAAGUGACAUGGAGAUGUUCGGUUAGAUAUAAUUUAUUCGGGGUGCUGAAGACAGGGGAUGUCUCUCUCACAAUCCUCAAUGUCACUGAAAAAGACUCUGGACAAUACGGCUGUCGUGUGCAUGUUUACGGAUUGUGGAAUGAUGAGAAAUAUCAUGUCAACUUGAACAUUGAGAAAGCACCUGUCUCGACAACAUCUCAGGCACCGGCUAAUGUGACCAUAACUCAACAGACCAUGGACAACCACACACACUGUCAUGUGACCACAAAUUCCAUAGAGUAUUCAGACACUUCCACGCCACUUUACAGCGAAUCAAUUUUGGAGCAGAUGACAGGUCAGCCUGUGAUCCUGGUGUCCAUUCUACUGGUUCUGACAGGGGUGGUGAUUGUGUCUGUACUUGUCGUCUUGAAAAGGCGAUGGAAAACAAUUGCUACGGUAGUCCAAAUACCAGAGCACUCUGGCAGCUCAGUCCUGUACAGCAACUCAGAGUCCAGCUUGGGUGUGCAUACUCGAGAGAUGGCGGUGGAGAACGUCUAUCAAAUAGAUGACAACGAGAGAGACGACUAGGAGGAGUGCCCCCGACAAAGCAUGGACACAUCACCACAGUCAUGCUGUUAACACGCGGUAGCUCUGUGUUUACAGGGCUGAGUCUGAAUUUAUAGGCUAAUGAUUCAACCGGACAAGACAAGCUAUUAUAAAAUCAGAUGCUUUUUGGUGAUAAAUUAGUCCAACUUUACUUGAUUUGUAUAUUUUAAAUGUUUGUUUGAAAGGAAAAGCUCACUAAUAUGGCUAUCGAUGUGUAUUCAGCACUAACAGUGUAGGUUUCAAUUACAAUGACUGUAUUUUCUUGAUGUAGUAAGCCGUUGUUGCGCCUAGACCCUUCCAGUCAAAAUAACAGCACUUACAGUUUAUCGGGGCAACUCUAGCAGGGCAGAAAUUUGACAAACUGACUUGUUGGAAAAGUGGCAUCCUGUGACUGUGCAACGUUAAAAAUCUCUGAGCUCUUAAUUACGGGCCUUUCUACUGCCAUUGUUUUGUCUAUGGAGAUUGCAUGGCUGUGUGCUCAAUUUUAUGCACCUGUCAGCAACGAGUGUGGCUGAAGUAGCUGAAUCAACUCAUUUGAAGGGGUGUCCGGAUAUUUUUGGCCAUGUGGUGUACAUAGGUGCCGAUCAAAUCAAAUCAAAUUGUAUUUGUCACAUACACAUGGUUAGCGAGUGCAGCAAAAUGCUUGUGCUUCUAGUUCCGACAGUGUGGAAAUAUCUAACACGUAAUCUAACAAUUCCACAAA